Molecule: messenger RNA, 2427 nt
Organism: Prunus mume (Japanese apricot)
Lineage: Eukaryota; Viridiplantae; Streptophyta; Magnoliopsida; Rosales; Rosaceae
Source: RefSeq, a predicted model, not a curated record
AUGGAGGCCUCUAAGAAGAAUCUAUUUGCCAUGAGUGACGCAGAAAUUUUGGAAGUCAUUUAUGCCACACAUGAAGUUAGUCAUGACCACGAUUCCUUUGACGUUCAUUCUCUUUUCUCCAUCACUCAAAGCAUCAUUAAGUGUUCAAAGCAGAUCGUCGAUAGUAUCGACCAGAAGGUCCCCCAAGUAUAUGCUGAAAAUAUGGGUGGAAUAACUAUUGCACCCAGCUUCAGCACGCCCUUGUGCGUUUUAAAGUCCAUAGUUCGAGAGGUGCCAUGUAAGGCUCCAGGGGAAAAGAAUGCCCACGACGCCACGCUGAAAAUACUUAGCAAGGUGUCAAAGUAUUCAUGGGAAGCGAAGGCUGUGCUGGCUCUGGCGGCUUUUUCUUUGGAAUAUGGAGAGUUCUGGCUGAGUGCCCAGCAUCAACAAUCUGACCAACUUGCCAUGUCUGUGGCAUUCCUUAAGGGUGUGCCAAUCCUUCUCAAGCCCGAAAACCUCAAGAAACGCGGCAGAGCUAUCACUGAUCUCAACAAUGUGAUCAUGUCCACAUUGCAAGUGAUUGAUUGCAUCUUUCAAUUGGAGAAGUAUUCCAUCACUUAUAAUGAUGUAAAGGAGUUGAGAGAAAUCUUGGCAAAUGCAAGGAAAGAUAUCUCGGUGAAUGUCUAUUGGUGUAUCAUUACAACCGUAGCUUGCGCCACUAACAUCACCCUCCUUACUAGUGAUGAGGGGAACUCACACGACCUUGUCCAGUAUGCUCAGAAGAUCACAAUCAUCCUCAAUAAACUUAAGCAACAGAUGAAGAUCUGCAAAGAGGAAAUAGAGAAGUUACAGACCUACAUGAAGCUCAAACAGCUCUUCCAAAUUCCUACUGAGAUUAUGGAGGUUAUGAAGAUCCUAAUCUUUUUCAAACAUAAUGCGGAGACAACCAUUUUCGAUGGUUCCACUGAGAAACUGGUUAACAUCGACAUCCUAAGGACGAAGAAUGUGUUGUUGUUCAUUUCGAGCCUAGAGAUAUCUGAGGAUUAUAUUGCUCGUCUCAGACCCGUAUAUGAUUUUACAAAGGAUAAUAAUGAGUAUAAGAUUGUUUGGAUUCCUAUAGUAGAGAAGUGGACUAAAGAUCUGCAACGCAAGUUUGAGGCCCUGCGGGCUAAGAUGCCAUGGUACACAGUAGGCCAGGCUGGUGCCCACAUUGCAGGCAUCAAGUGCAUCAAGUACAUCAAGGAGGAUUGGAACUUUAAUGGUAAGCCUAUGCUGGUUGUGUUGAACACAAAGAGUCCGCUCCAACAUUUCAACGCUCUGCGCAUGAUUUCGAUAUGGGGAUGCCAAGCCUUUCCUUUCACACAGGAAAACGAAGAACAGCUCUUACUUUCUCUCCAAGAUACAUGGUUUUCCGCGUUAAUGGAUGGCAUUAAGAUAUCCAAAUGGAACAAAGACGAUUACAUUUUCUUCUACGGAGGGGAUUCAGUGUGGAUGAAUCAGUUCAAGGAGAAAGCAACUGCCCUUAUAAAUGAUGAAAUCAAAAAAGAACCAAAGAUUUCUAUUGAGUUAUAUCCUGUGGAGAAGAACGCAAAUAAUGACAGAGGGGAUGACAGCUUUAGCACCUUCUGGUCCGCCAUAGAAAGCAUGUUCCAUAUCAAGGUUAUCAAUAAGCAGAUUGAGGACGUGGUAAAACAAGUUCAGAAGCUGCUUUCCUACAAAGAUGACAAGAGUGGAUGGGCUGUGCUCAUCCAAGGCCGUAGGCUUGUGGCCCUUGGUGGUUCGACAAUGUAUAAAGUUCUCGAGAAAUACCACACGUGGAAUCAGAACGUAACACUAACAGUAGAAAACUUUGGACAAGUUUUUAAUCAACAGCAUGAGACGGAGGUUGAAGAAACUGGUCACGUCUGCAGCUGCUUUAGCAUCCCAGGUGCAACUGGAAGCACCCUAGAGGCAAUGGGCCGACUUUCUGGUGACCUGUGUUGGGUUUGUCGUAUUUGCUUCGUGUUGUGUUUUUUUUCUGCUGUUAUCAUGGAUGAUGAAUCCAAAGACAUGGUGGGUGCUAAUGGGUCUGCAACAAAGGAGGAACGUCCCUCGCGUGAUUACUCAACCUGGGUUACUUCUGACAAAUUGGAUGGCUCCAAUUAUGCCUCUCGGUCUCGUGGUGCGUGUAUUACAAUUACUACUAGUCGUAUGGCAAGUUGGAUUAAUGGGAAGAAGCCUGCUCCUUCUUCAGAUUCCGCUGUCUAUGCCGAAUGGGAGGAAGAUAAUUGUUUGUGUGAUGAUGAUGGGGCUCGUCGUCUGAAAGAAAUUGAAGCCAAUCGAGUUUAUGAUUUUCUUGGAGGACUUGAUCCACUGUAUGAUGGUGUUCGUAGCCAUAUCCUUGCUCUUAGUCUUGUCCUGCCCCUUCUCGAAGCCUAUGCCAUGGUCAUGGAGGAAGACACCCGUUAG